This is a messenger RNA of Vanessa tameamea, 1021 nucleotides long. RefSeq names its product inactive pancreatic lipase-related protein 1-like. Gene Ontology annotation, molecular function: lipase activity. The coding region runs from base 89 to 1021 and encodes 310 amino acids. The record is from RefSeq and is a predicted model, not a curated record. NCBI's taxonomy places the organism in Eukaryota, Metazoa, Arthropoda, Insecta, Lepidoptera, Nymphalidae. Gene Ontology annotation, biological process: lipid catabolic process. The transcript is spliced from 8 exons.
UAAUUUUUUUUUUUUAAUAAUAUUAAAAUAAGGUUUUAUUUAUUGUAGUCUUAAAUUAUAUAUUUAAUUAAUUAGUUGUGAUAUAAUAAUGCAGACGACGGUGCCGCUAGCGUGUUUCUUAUCUUUGAUACGCCCCCCUGGGAUACAGUUCGAAAAUGCAUUGUUCCAAAUCGCGCCCGUCAACAAGGGGAAAUGUCCGUUCGUGCGUGACAACAUCGACAUCGUAUUCCAGCUUUACACGAGACACAACCCAACCGUCGCCCACAGUCUCCUGAUAGACGACGAUGAAAGCCUUUUCGCUUCGAGCAUAGACUUCAACGAUCCAACUGUGUUAUACUUCCACGCUUUCAUGGAGACACCUGAUGACGGCAGCGCCUUAAGGAUAAGAGAAGCAUACACACACAGAGGCGAUACCAACAUCAUAAUGGUUGAUGCGCAACGCCUUGAAGCGGGACCCUGGUACUUCAAGGCCGCCGAAAACACUUGGUAUAUUGGACGUAUCGCUGCCCAGUUCAUUGAUUAUUUGGUAUCGAGAGGAUUAAAACUAUCAAAGACCCAUUUAGUGGGGCACAGUUUGGGAGCUCAAGCUGCCGGGGUGACUGGAAGUACUAUUAAAUCUGGUAAUGUAUCUCGCAUAACCGGCCUGGACCCGGCUCUGCCCCUCUUUGAUAAGCUGCCGCUGCAACAGAGGCUCGACCCAUCUGAUGCUGAAUUCGUUGACGUGAUACAUACUGAUGCAGGAAUAUUCGGUUUCAACCACCAAAUGGGUCACGUGGACUUCUACCCGAAUGGUGGUAUAAGCCCGCAACCGGGAUGCGAACUCGAAGUUGUGAUUCCUCAACAGCAGUUAUUGACUAAAUUUUUCUGCAGUCACUGGCGUUCGUAUAUGUUCUACAGCGAGUCGGUCCUACGUCCGGCAUCUUUCGUAUCCUCUCGCUGUCAAUCGAUGAGUGACUUCUCGAAAGGCUACUGCUCAAAGGAGAAGACCACCCAUAUGGGCUUCGGAGUCGAUUUGAAGUGA